Molecule: messenger RNA, 555 nt
Organism: Vigna radiata var. radiata (mung bean)
Lineage: Eukaryota; Viridiplantae; Streptophyta; Magnoliopsida; Fabales; Fabaceae
Product: lachrymatory-factor synthase-like
Exons: 1
Coding region: 34-462 (142 amino acids)
Source: RefSeq, a predicted model, not a curated record
AACGACCACUUUCACUAUCAUAAGAAGAUAACAAUGAGAGAGGAAUCUACCCCCAAAUGGGAAGGUAAAGCCAUGGCUGAGCUACCCGCCACCGGUCCACAACUUACAUGGGAGGUUCUGGAAGAUUUCUGCAACGUACACAAGUGGCUUCCCAUAGAAACAUCUUACCAUGUAGAGGGAGUUUCAGGUCAACCUGGUCUCGUCCGCUACUGUGCUCUCACUGUUGAAGAAGAAGGGGUUGGUGAUGAUGCUGAGAAGACAACAACCAUGAAAUGGGCCAAAGAUAAGCUGCUUGAGAUAGAUCCUAUACAACGUUGUCUGACCUACGAAAUUGGUGAAAACAACUUGGGCUUUAAGUCCUAUGUGGCCACAAUCAAGGUGUUCCCCAUGAACCAGGAUGGAUCCAAGAUCGAGUGGAGCUUCGUCUGUGAUCCUGUCCAAGGCUGGAGUUCCAUGAUUUGAACUCGCUUAUUGAGUCUUAUCUGGAGUUCAUUGUCAAGAAGAUUGAGCUUGCAUGUAACACGAACUAGUAGAUUCAAAUUAUGAUCUUUUUCU